Messenger RNA from Dendrobium catenatum, 605 nucleotides. Its product is annotated as photosystem I reaction center subunit N, chloroplastic. Gene Ontology annotation, cellular component: chloroplast photosystem I. Gene Ontology annotation, biological process: photosynthesis. Bases 26 to 517 code for a protein of 163 amino acids. The transcript has 3 exons. The record is from RefSeq and is a predicted model, not a curated record. NCBI's taxonomy places the organism in Eukaryota, Viridiplantae, Streptophyta, Magnoliopsida, Asparagales, Orchidaceae.
UCCAACUCUUUCUCUGAUACCAGAUAUGGCCGCCAUGAACUCAAGCGUUUUGGCUUGCAGCCACGCCAUCUCAGCCUCAUCCAUGGCCGGCCUCAAGCCCAGCUCCACCUCCGCCCCAUCAGCUUCAAUAAAAUUGCCUUCUAUAAGAGCCCAGAAAGCUCAGUCUAUGGAAACGAAGGAAGCAGGUGAAGGGAGAAGGGCGGCUCUUGCCGGCUUAGCUGCCGUCGUCUUCUCCGCCUCCGCCUCUUCAGCUAACGCUGGCAUCAUUGAAGAGUACCUUGAAAGGAGCAAAGCGAAUAAGGAAUUGAAUGACCAGAAGAGGUUGGCUACCAGCGGUGCAAACUUGGCACGUGCGUACACUGUGGAGUUUGGCACGUGCAAGUUCCCAGAGAACUUCACCGGGUGCCAAGAUUUGGCUAAGCAGAAGAAGGUGAAGUUCCUCACCGAAGACUUGGAAUUGGAAUGCGAAGGGAAGGAUAAGUACAAGUGCGGAUCGAACGUUUUCUGGAAAUGGUGAAAUGGACAACAAAACUUCUAAAUCACCUCAUAUUUGUGCAUGCAACGAGUUCACUUUGAAAGUUUUAGAUUCCAUUCACCUUAGUUUC